Molecule: messenger RNA, 759 nt
Organism: Lycium barbarum (goji berry)
Lineage: Eukaryota; Viridiplantae; Streptophyta; Magnoliopsida; Solanales; Solanaceae
Exons: 1
Coding region: 1-759 (252 amino acids)
Source: RefSeq, a predicted model, not a curated record
AUGGCCACAAAAAAUAAUUUUGUGCAAGCAGCUAUUCCACGCUUUGAUGGUCACUAUGAUCAUUGGAGCAUGUUAAUGGAGAAUUUCAUGUGGUCCAAGGAGUAUUGGCAGGUCAUCGAAAAUGGAAUUCAGCAGCUAGCAACUAGCACAACUUUGAUAGAUUCACAAAAAGAAGAACUCGAAGCUAGAAAGCUAAAAGACCUGAAAGCAAAGAACUAUCUCUUUCAGGCAAUUGAUCGUCUCAUCUUGGAAACAAUUCUUUGCAAAGAAACUUCCAAAGAUAUUUGGGAUUCCAUGAAGAAGAAGUAUCAAGGCUCUACAAGGGUGAAGCGUGCACAACUUCAAGCUUUGAGAAAGGAUUUUGAAACACUAGAGAUGAAGGAAGGAGAAUUUGUCACCAAUUAUUGUGCUAGAACAAUGGAAAUCACCAACAAAAUGCGUUUCCACGGUGAGAAGAUAGACGAUGUUUUCAUUGUGGAGAAGAUUUUGCGCUCGUUGACACCAAAAUAUAAUUAUGUGGUCUGCUCAAUCGAAGAGUCAAAAGAUAUAGAUGCACUAUCUCUUGAUGAAUUGCAAAGUUCUUUACUGGUUCAUGAACAGAAGAUGAACAAAAGUUCCACGGUACAGGAGCAAGCAUUGAAGGCUUCUACUAAUAAUCUUUCCAAUAACCAUAGAGGAAGGGGUAAAGGUAGAGGCCGAGCAAGAGGAAGAGGAGAUCGUGGAGGCAGAGAUUUCAAAGCCAGCACUGAUCAAUUUUAA